Carassius auratus (goldfish) is the source of this 2071-nucleotide messenger RNA. It is a transcript of the gene nudt19, whose product is annotated as nudix (nucleoside diphosphate linked moiety X)-type motif 19. The record is from RefSeq and is a predicted model, not a curated record. NCBI's taxonomy places the organism in Eukaryota, Metazoa, Chordata, Actinopteri, Cypriniformes, Cyprinidae. Bases 205 to 1413 code for a protein of 402 amino acids. Gene Ontology annotation, cellular component: mitochondrion. The transcript is spliced from 3 exons. Gene Ontology annotation, molecular function: hydrolase activity, acting on acid anhydrides, in phosphorus-containing anhydrides.
ACCCUUUAAGAAUGUGGCAAAGUUAUGAAAAUCAAGCGUUCAUCCCUUGCCAUAGAUGGCGCCUAUCACCAAAUACAGACUAAAUGCACUGUUAUUUUCUCUGUGCUGUCCAUCAAGUUAUGUCAUGAUUAGUUAGUUGACCGAAGUCUAAAGCUGCCGGGAUAGGGCACUGGAGUAAGUGUGAGCAUGUGAGCGAGGGCCAGGAUGAACACUACGCUGAAACACUGGAGAGAGUCGGCGACGGUGAUCCUGGCGGCCGGCCUGAGACACGCUCAGAGCUCGGACUCUCUUAAAACAGGUCUGGAGAAAGUCUCUGACACAGCGCACAGAUCCGCCUUUGAUUAUCAAGUGCUGCUGCUGAAACGGAGCAGCAGCAGCGGCUUCAUGCCCAGUGUCUAUGUGUUUCCCGGGGGGCUGGUGGACUCGUCUGACUUCUCCAGCGAGUGGCAGGAGAUCUUUCAAUCCUUCACGAAAGCGCCCAACUACGGCAUCGGAGUCGUGAAGCAGACUCCGGAAACCAGGCCACCCAUUUUCGGCACUGACAGAGCGCAGCUGGGGUCCCCGAUCCCCGGAGACGUGGCUUUCAGGAUAUGUGCGGUGAGGGAGACGUUUGAGGAGUCCGGUGUGCUCCUAGUGGUUCCCAAACACGAGGAAAGUGGCAUUCGCGUGCGCACAAAUGAUGAUCGGGACAGUGACCCCCAGCCAGCCCUCACCACACUGAGCGGACUGUGGGACAGAGACGUGCUGUCCAAGUGGAGGUCUCUGGUUAUUGGUGACUCGGCGAAUUUUAUUAAGAUGUGCAAGGAGCUGCAGUGUCUGCCCAAUAUCUGGGCUCUACACGAGUGGGGCAACUGGCUGACCCCCAUAGGCAUGCAGGACAAACAGAGGCGCUACGACACGGCCUUCUACAUCUGCUGUCUGCGCGACACGCCUCACACGCUUCACGACGAGAAGGAAAUAGUUCAUUUCAAGUGGUCGAGUCCCUCUGAGGCGCUGCACAGCUACAAAUCAAAGGAGCUCUUGCUCGCUCCUCCUCAGGUCUACGAGCUUGGACGGAUGUGCCAUUGUCCAUCUCUUACAGAUCUCCAUCGCUUUGCCUGGCAGAGGUCUUUGGAGGGUUGCGAACAGUGGCUGCCUCUUCACCUCGUGGCGCCUGACUGCUUUGCAAGCAUUUUACCAGGGGACGCUCUGUACCCGGAAAAAGUGGACCCUUCUGGAAAGAGCGGCGGCGUGAUAAAGACUGAGAAAAGUCUUGAAGAGUUCCUGCAGGACAGUGCAAACCUGCACCGUUUUGUCGGUCAGGAUCCAUAUUCAGUAACUGUCCAAAUAAACAUCACACCCAAGUAUAACCACCUGUCCCCUCUCUGUGGUAAAGAUGUGGACAACCCCUCCAAAAACCAUAGUAAACUCUGACACUUACCUGCCAAACAGUUGCAGGACUAAUGGACAUCAAAGGUUUUUUAUUUUUAAUCAGCUCAUUUUUACUUACUGAUAAGGCACUUUAGCUCUUCAGUGUAGUUCAACAUAUGGCCUCCCGAACUUCUGUCAUAUACAAAUCAUAAACGGUGACUACAUUGUUGAUGUGACAACUGCUGGUACCAUGAUUAAAAAAAAAAACCUUCUGAAGUGCAUAAAAAAGACUAAUGUGUAAAGUUUGUAUUGUCACAGUUCUUCAUUAAUGUAAUAAUUCAGAUGAGGCAGUAAAGGGUAUGACACUUUCAGUUGCUUUCAUUUGUUGAAAGUGCUCAACUUUAAGCUUUUUGAGUUUGCUGAAUACAGGACUGUGUACAAAAAUUGCAUUUAUCGGAUUGGUUUAUGGCUAGCAUAUAUAACCAACCAAUAACAACAAAUCUGGCUGUAGCAGCAGCUGUUGCAAUUUUUUGUAGUACUGGCUAAGAUAAAUGAUUUAAAUCUAAGUGAAGUACAAUGAGUAGUAAAUCAAGUGUUUUAAUUAAAACUGAAGCAUGAUGUGCAUUUCUGCCAUCUUUAAAUUCAGAUAAAAAAAUAAUUCAGACAAUGUGUGAAUGUUUUCAAAACGGUUUAAUCAUACAUAAACUAAAGAUAAACUACC